Pseudoliparis swirei is the source of this 870-nucleotide messenger RNA. RefSeq names its product myeloid-associated differentiation marker-like protein 2. NCBI's taxonomy places the organism in Eukaryota, Metazoa, Chordata, Actinopteri, Perciformes, Liparidae. The coding region runs from base 1 to 870 and encodes 289 amino acids. The transcript has a single exon. The record is from RefSeq and is a predicted model, not a curated record. Gene Ontology annotation, cellular component: membrane.
AUGAAGGACACCGUGUCCAAGGCGGCGUUCAGUUCUUCGACUCUGUUAUCCGGCCGAGGCGCGCUGCACAUGGCCCAGAUCCUCCUGUCUGUGGUCACCUUUGUCCUGGCCGCCUUCAGAGGAGGGAGCAGUCACACCUACUGGAACUACGCCAUGUUCACCUGGGCCUUCUGCCCCAUCAUGACCCUCAUCAUCACCAUUAUUGAGCUGUACAAGCUCGAUAUCAUACUCAAUAUGUUUUGCAUGGACUGGUCUGACUUCAUGGCCAUGUCCUCUACGCUCAUGACCGUCUCUAUCGCCAUCACUUAUGCCAACUUCUACGCCUGCCUGACGUGCCUGUACGGGUUGAUAGUGAGCAUAUUUGCUUUCUUGUGUGGCUUCGUCUACACGCUUGAGGUGGUGAAGGACAAACUCCUGGACAAGAGGAAAGGGAGCUACCUGGCUGCUCUGCCUGGAUUCUGGAAGGUCAUGGAGGCCUUUGUGAGCUGCAUGAUUUUGAUAUCACUGACUGGCUACACAGACAAGCCGGUUCUCAUCUUGUGUGUUAUAGCGUAUGCCAUUCCGUUCCCCAUCCUCCCCGUCAUCAUCGCCACCAACAUCCUCAAGAAACUGAAGGAGUGUUUGCCCUUCAACGUGGACCGGUUCGUGUUCAUAUUUCUGGUGGUGUCUGUCGUGCUGUAUAUAUUCGCUGCGAUCAUGUGGCCCAUUUUUAUGUUCAGGAACAACCCUCGACCCAGUGACUGUCCACCCAGCUUCUGUGUCUGGGCCAUACAGUUUAUGGUUGCAUUUAUGACGUACGUCAAUCUCAUUCUCUUCACGCUGGACCUCGUCUUUACGCUCUUAGACAUCUGGGGCUUUAAACGCACAUAG